This is a messenger RNA of Ilyonectria robusta, 1905 nucleotides long. Its product is annotated as Alpha/Beta hydrolase protein. NCBI's taxonomy places the organism in Eukaryota, Fungi, Ascomycota, Sordariomycetes, Hypocreales, Nectriaceae. The coding region runs from base 1 to 1905 and encodes 634 amino acids. The transcript is spliced from 5 exons. The record is from RefSeq and is a predicted model, not a curated record.
AUGCCCGUCCCUUUUCUCGGGAGGCUGCGUCCCACCGAGUACCUUGCGCUCGUGGGAUCUUUUGUUCUCGUUGGCCUCGAGGCCAUCAUUCGCGUCUUGACCUUGGCUCUGCCACCGUUCCUCGUUUCGCUAUUCUACCGAGCUUCGCGCCGAAUUUUUAAUAGAUUUACGACACCUGCUCGGAAACGCGCUGAGAAUCGGCACAAGUCAAUAUCGGACUCAGUACGAGAUGCGGCCGACUUUGUUGAACUAUGCCGGAUAUGGGGUUAUGAAGCUGAAGAACACAUUGCGCAAACAAAGGACGGAUACCUCCUAGGUCUUCACCGACUCCAAUGGAGAAAGGGGGAGGAGGGGCGAAAGGUGAAUAGUGGACCGUCGAGCCUCAAGAAAAGGGUCGCGUAUCUCCACCAUGGUCUACUCAUGAACUCGGAGGUCUGGGUGGCUCUCACCGAUGCGCAGAGAUGUCUACCCUUUGAGCUGGUAGAGAGAGGUUUCGACGUUUGGUUUGGCAACAACCGCGGAAACAAGUAUUCGAAAAAGUCCAUCAACUGCUCACCCACAUCGGUCAAGUUCUGGGAUUUCUCCAUCGACGAGUUUGCCUUUCAUGACAUCCCUGACAGCAUCGCCUAUAUUCUCGACACAACUCAGCAAGAGAGUUUGUCGUAUAUCGGCUUCUCUCAGGGCACGGCCCAGGCAUUCGCCACCCUUGCCAUUCACCCUAAGCUUAACAACCAGGUCAAUGUCUUCAUCGCUCUUGCCCCAGCCAUGUCCCCAGCAGGCCUUUCAAAUGGAAUUGUCGAUUCUCUGGUCAAGGCCUCCCCUCAGGUGCUGUUCCUGCUGUUCGGUCGACGGUCCAUCCUGAGUUCGGCGACGAUGUGGGAGACGCUCUUGUAUCCUCCCAUCUUCAGCCAGCUCAUCGAUAUGGGUCUUUCUUUCUUGUUCAACUGGCAAACCAAAAACAUCUCGGCAAGUCAGAAAUUGGCGGCAUACCCACAUCUAUACUCAUUCACCAGCACCAAGAGUGUUGUCCACUGGUUCCAGAUUAUUCGGAAUACGUGCUUUCAGAUGUAUGACGACGAUGUCCACCAGCCGAUGAGUGUCACUUCAACAAACAAAUAUUCCAAGGUGGCCAAAUACCCGACACGAAACAUCAAAACGCCCAUCGUCUUGGUGUAUGGCGGCAGUGACUCACUGGUAGAUAUCAAGGCUAUGCUCAAAGAGUUGCCGCCGCAAACAGUGGCGACUGAAAUCCCACACUACGAGCACCUUGAUUUCCUAUGGGCUAGGGAUGUUGAUGCGCAAGUCUUCCAGCACGUCUUUGACGCCCUCGACAGCUUCACCGAUGCAGAGCACACCAAGGAGGAAUACGACAGGUAUUUUAUCACUAGACAGGAGAGUCUCAUAGGUUCCGGAUAUCCAUACGGAUCAUCGCAACGAGGCAGUGAGAGCGAAGCAUCAACGUUGGCCGCUAGUGAGGCUACCGGUGGUCCGCCUACUCCUCACCGAGCGCGGGAGUCGACGACGACCACCACAGCGAUUGCAUCAACAAUGAACUCGACACGCAUGAGGGUCAAUUUUGUCACACCUGAAGACGAAGAUGCCCGUCCUGUCACGCCGGACUUGGUUCGAAUGGGACGAAUAUCAGAGAAUGACUCGGCGGACGGGGGAACAGACAGCCGCGAAUCUCCGGGUACGAUGAAGACUCGAAACGGCCGACUACGUCGAGGAAGCGCUGGGAGCAACAUCAGUGUUGAUAGCAUGCGAGAGGGGCGAGGCAUUAGCAUUGGUUCAAGCCGAGCUGUGGGCGGCGUAGUGAUGAAGAGUGGUGUCGGCGGUGUGGCCAGUCCUGUGGUAAGCUCAGCAGACGAAAUCAAGGCUGUUGCCCUCAAGAAAAAGAGGAAAUAG